This is a messenger RNA of Mesoplodon densirostris (Blainville's beaked whale), 1031 nucleotides long. RefSeq names its product BRCA1/BRCA2-containing complex subunit 3 (gene BRCC3). Bases 67 to 1017 code for a protein of 316 amino acids. The record is from RefSeq and is a predicted model, not a curated record. Gene Ontology annotation, molecular function: metallopeptidase activity; polyubiquitin modification-dependent protein binding; cysteine-type deubiquitinase activity. Gene Ontology annotation, biological process: double-strand break repair. Gene Ontology annotation, cellular component: BRCA1-A complex; BRISC complex. The transcript has 11 exons. Lineage: Eukaryota; Metazoa; Chordata; Mammalia; Artiodactyla; Ziphiidae.
CGCCGGAGCAGCCGGUUGGCCAGGCCCGAGUGGGCCCCAGGCGGACGUGAGCUGGGCCAGAUCAAGAUGGCGGUGCAGGUGGUGCAGGCGGUGCAGGCGGUUCAUCUGGAGUCGGAUGCUUUCCUAGUUUGUCUCAACCACGCUCUGAGCACAGAGAAGGAGGAGGUGAUGGGGCUGUGCAUAGGGGAGUUGAAUGAUGACCCAAGGAGUGACCCCAAAUUUACAUAUACUGGAACUGAUAUGCGCACAGUUGCUGAAAAGGUUGACACCGUCAGAAUUGUUCACAUUCAUUCUGUCAUCAUCUUGCGACGUUCUGAUAAGAGGAAGGAUCGAGUGGAAAUUUCUCCAGAGCAGCUGUCUGCAGCCUCGACAGAGGCAGAGAGGUUGGCUGAACUAACUGGUCGCCCCAUGAGAGUUGUGGGCUGGUAUCAUUCCCAUCCCCAUAUAACUGUUUGGCCUUCACAUGUCGAUGUUCGUACACAAGCCAUGUACCAGAUGAUGGAUCAAGGCUUUGUAGGACUUAUAUUUUCCUGUUUCAUAGAAGAUAAAAAUACAAAGACUGGACGGGUACUCUACACUUGCUUUCAGUCCAUACAGGCCCAAAAGAGCUCAGAGUCCCCUCAUGGUCCACGAGACUUCUGGAGCUCCAGCCAGCACAUCUCCAUUGAGGGCCAGAAGGAAGAGGAAAGGUAUGAGAGAAUUGAAAUUCCAAUUCAUAUUGUACCUCAUGUGACCAUUGGGAAAGUGUGCCUUGAGUCAGCAGUUGAGCUGCCCAAGAUCCUGUGCCAAGAGGAGCAGGAUGCAUAUAGGAGGAUCCACAGCCUUACACAUCUGGACUCAGUAACCAAGAUCCAUAAUGGCUCAGUGUUUACCAAGAACCUGUGCAGUCAGAUGUCGGCAGUCAGCGGGCCUCUACUGCAGUGGCUGGAGGACAGACUGGAGCAAAACCAACAGCAUUUGCAGGAGUUGCAACAAGAAAAGGAAGAGCUUAUGCAAGAACUUUCUUCUUUAGAAUAAAGCAGGAGACAAAA